Messenger RNA from Triticum aestivum (bread wheat), 4171 nucleotides. Its product is annotated as DNA-directed RNA polymerases IV and V subunit 2. Lineage: Eukaryota; Viridiplantae; Streptophyta; Magnoliopsida; Poales; Poaceae. Gene Ontology annotation, molecular function: DNA binding; ribonucleoside binding; DNA-directed RNA polymerase activity. The record is from RefSeq and is a predicted model, not a curated record. The transcript is spliced from 8 exons. Gene Ontology annotation, biological process: DNA-templated transcription. Bases 320 to 3997 code for a protein of 1225 amino acids.
AACAACCGGAGGCGCGCUCCCAGUCCCACUCCCCGCUGUGCCGAUCCUGCUGCACUGCACGGCAGGAUCCUUCCUCCAUAAGGCGAAGCCGAAGGGGGAGGCGCCUCACACUCCCUUCCCUCCUCUGUCCUCGCUUCGUCCUCACCACCUCCUCGGUCGCGUCGCUCUCACGCUAUCUUCCUGACUGGCUGCCUAAAACCCCAACCUUCCAAAUCCAGAAAAAAAAGCCCCAACCUCGACCACAACGUCGUAGGGUUUCCCUCGCCCCCGGCGGCGGCGCUCGGCGAUCGCCGGCGCGCAGCUACCCGGUGGUUCAGCGAUGGAAGAGCCGGAAACGAACCUCGAUCAGCAGUCACCAAAUGGACCAGAUACUGAGAUCGAUGUCACGGAUUUCAUGGUUUUGGAUUGCGACGAGGAAGGCAGGUUUUAUGUAAAACAGGAUGCAAAAGGGGAGCAGCAACCAUCUGGAGGGCUGUCUCCUAUGGAUGUGGAUUUGAAAGGAAUACCUUCUAUGGUAGAUGAAGGGAAACUGAAGUCUUCUUCAGACCCAAGUGCGCAAGUACCAAUUGACUUCAAUAUUGAAAGCCUGGAGAAGUUUUGUAAAGAAGCGGCACGAUCAUUCUUCACUGAAAAAGGACUCAUCAGCCAUCAGAUAAACUCAUACAAUGAUUUUAUCUCCCAUGGGCUACAAGAGCUCGUUGAUUCUCUAGGGGAAAUAACUGUUGAUCCUGAUUAUGAUCCUUCAAAGAGUGUAGGUGACUGGAGACAUGCAACCGUUAAGUUUGGCAGAGUGGAGCUUGAGAAGCCGACGUUUUGGGCUGACAACAGUGAGCUCGAUGAGCAGAAACUCAGACUGAAGCCUGUACAUGCUCGCCUUCAGAACAUGACAUAUUCUUCUAAGAUGAAUGUAGAAAUGACUGUUCAGGUUUAUUCACUCAAUCAAAGCGACAAAUCAAAAACUGGGAAGGAUCCAUAUAUCCAGAAGAAACUUAUAUUGUCUCCGGAAACUAAAUGGGUCACCAUCGGCAGGUUACCUGUCAUGGUGAAGUCAAGUUUGUGCUGGCUGUAUGAACUUCAGGAAACUGAAUGCCAGUUUGAUUAUGGUGGAUACUUUCUGAUCAAGGGAACGGAAAAGGCAUUUAUUGCUGAAGAAGGGAGAUGCUUAUCCAGGAUUUGGGUCACUAACUCCCCGAGUUGGGAUGCUUCUUACUUGUCUCAAAUAAGACGAGAAAAGAUAUAUGUUAAACUUGUUCCGUCUAAAGAGAAUGAUGGUUUCCAUAAAGUCAUUAAUCUCUCCUUCUUGGGUGCGACUAUGCCAAUAUGGAUAAUGUUUUUUGCACUAGGUGUAUCAACAGAUAAGGAAGCUUUUGAUAUGAUUGACAUACAAGAUUGUGAUGCUUCUUUGGUCAACAUAUUAUCAGCAACUAUAAGACAAUCUCAUGAACAAUGUGAAGGCUUCCGCGGAGGAGGUAGAGCUCGUCAAUAUGUUGAUGAGUAUAUAAGGAAAACGAAGUUCCCGCCAGAAGAAUCCUUCGAUGGGUAUGUUGGUAGGUAUCUGUUUCCUGAAGUCAGUGACAAUAGGUGCAAAGCACUUUUCUUGGGUUACAUGAUAAAAUGCCUGCUAAUGGCCUACUGUGGCCGUCGGAAAUGUGAUAAUAAGGAUGAUUUCCGUAACAAGAGGCUAGAUCUAGCAUGUCAGCUGCUCCGUAGAGAACUUUGGGGUCAUCUUAGGCAUGCAGCGAGACGUAUGGUCAAGGUAAUGCAGAAGCAUUUGAGUGGUGAUGGUGACUUACAAGUUCUCGAUCAUUAUGUUGAUGCCUCAAUUAUUACCAAUGGUCUGAACCGUGCCUUCUCCACCGGUUCCUGGUGCCACCCAUAUAAAUAUGGAAGGUGCUCAGGGAUUGUUGCAACCCUUAGAAGAACAAAUCCGCUUCAAAUGAUGUCGGACAUGAGAAAGACAAGACAAUUGUCUGCAUACUGGGGAAGUGCUGGAGAUGCUAGAUAUCCGAAUCCCUCCUACUGGGGUAAAUUAUGUUUCAUGUCCACUCCUGAUGGUGAAAAAUGUGGAUUUGUGAAGAACCUAGCUGCCAGUGCUGUGGUUAGCUCUGUGAUGAGGAAGCCUUUAAUUGACUUAUUUGUCUCUUGUGGAAUGAAGAAACUAGAUGAAGUUCUUGUACAAGAUAUUGGCGGUACAGAAAAGAUCUUCUUGAAUGGAGAUUUGGUUGGUGUGAGUGCAUACCCAGGCAAAUUUGUUACGAAUCUAAGAAAUAUGAGACGCAGCAAGCAAAUUGAUCCACAGGUGGAAAUCAAAAGGGACAAGCUACAUAAAGAAGUUCAUGUCUUUUCUGAUGCGGGGAGAAUUCUAAGACCACUUCUUAUAGUUGAAAAUCUUAAAAGCAUCGCUAAACCGAAUGGUGGAUCAUACUCGUUUCAGCAACUUAUGGACCAAAAUAUAAUUGAACUGAUUGGUGCUGAAGAGGAGGAGGAUAUCCAAUGUGCUUGUGGAAUUAAGGAUCUCUUUUCAGGGGACCAAAAAGAGGGUCUUUUGUACUAUAGCCAUUGUGAGCUCGACCCUUCUUUCUUGCUAGGGUUGAGCUGUGGUAUCAUUCCCUUUGUCAACCACAAUGCUGCUAAGAGAGUUUUGAUGCAAGCUGAAAAAAUAUCACAACAGGCUAUUGGCUACUCGCCUACAAAUUCUCAGUAUAGAGUCGAUACCCUUUUUCAUCAAAUGUACUAUCCACAGAGACCCCUGUUCAAAACUGUAUUAUCUGACUGUCUUGGUAAGAGAGGCCUUACUAGACCAGAGUAUUUCAAUGGCCAAAAUGCAAUAGUUUCAGUCAACGUUCAUCAGGGAUUUAACCAAGAAGACUCCCUGGUAUUUAAUAGGGCUUCGUUAGAGCGUGGCAUGUUCCGGACACUUCAUUUCAAGAGCUACAAAGCACAGAUAGAAAACAAAGAGGUGACCAGAAGACUCAAACACAGGGAAAAAAUUGACUUUGGAAAAACCCAAAGCAAGAAAGGACGUGUUGACAGUCUGGAUAUCGAUGGAUUACCAUAUGUUGGAGCCAGUCUUCAAACUGGCGACAUUGUCAUUGGGAAGGUCUCAGAGUCUGGUGAAGAUCAUAGUAGGAAGCUUAUGCAUACUGAAAGAGGGAUGGUGGACAAGGUUGUUCUUUCAGCUAAUGAUGAUGGGAAGAACUCUGCAGUUGUUACUCUAAGACAGGUUCGCCAACCUUGUGUUGGAGACAAGUUUGCCAGCAUGCAUGGCCAGAAAGGAGUUGUUGGUCUUUUGGAUUCUCAAGAGAACUUCCCAUUUACUUGCCAAGGAAUAGUUCCAGAUAUCGUGAUAAAUCCACAUGGCUUUCCAACUCGCCAAACUCCUGGUCAGCUGCUUGAGGCUGCAUUGGGCAAGGGAAUAGCACUUGGUGGGAUGUCCAGAUUUGCAACGCCAUUUACCACUCCGUCUGUGGAUGUGAUCACGGAGCAAUUGCACAAGGCUGGUUUUUCAAGGUGGGGAGGCGAGAGCGUUCUGAAUGGCCACAACGGUGAAAGGAUGAGGUCUUUGGUGUUCAUGGGGCCAACCUACUAUCAGAGGCUCACUCACAUGGCCGAGGACAAGGUGAAGUUGCGCAACACCGGGCCGGUGCACCCGCUCACGAGGCAGCCAGUGGUGGACAGGAAGAGGUUCGGCGGUGUCAAGUUUGGGGAGAUGGAGCGUGACUGCCUCCUCGCUCAUGGCGCCACCGCCAACCUCCAAGAGCGGCUCUUCACGCUCAGCGACGUGUCGCAGCUGCACAUCUGCCAGGUGUGUGAGCGGGUGGCGAACGUGGUCUUGAGGCCCGUCGAAGGGGGGAGGAAGGUCCGCGGCCCCUACUGCGGCUUCUGCAAGUCCGCGGAGAACAUACUCCGGAUCAAGGUGCCCUACGGUGCAAAGCUGCUCUACCAGGAGCUCUUCAGCAUGGGGAUCUGCCUCAAGUUCGAGACGGAGGCCAGUUAGAACCUGAUCGCUCUCUUGAAAAUGAUGAACCUGCCCUAUGCUGUGAAACCUAACACCGAUUGGGCCUUCAACUUUCACAAGACUGUUUUUAUUUAAGGCUGAACCUGCACUGUGCUGUCUAAUUUGAUGAAAUUUCGAACCAUUCUAUGGAUUGUUAUAUGGUUGGUAUGCUUC